Molecule: messenger RNA, 2374 nt
Organism: Bemisia tabaci
Lineage: Eukaryota; Metazoa; Arthropoda; Insecta; Hemiptera; Aleyrodidae
Source: RefSeq, a predicted model, not a curated record
ACUGGAGGCUCUAAGCACAUGAAUCUGCAUCAGAAUUUCGCGUAGAAUUCAAUGGUACAAACGGGAAUUCAUGAAACCAACUCAUAAGCGAGAAAUUUGCGUAAAUAGAACGCGCAUUUUUGAAAAUCCCGCUCGCCGUAAUAUACAAAUGACGUCAUAUUCUCGCGCACGAUUUCCGGCGGCUGCUUGAGUCAAAUCAGUGUGUAAAUAGCGCCGGCCUCUAACCAAGUGAGUACUGAAAGAGAUACGAUUACGAACGAAACAACCUCAGCGAGUAAUAACUAAACCGUGGUAAUGUUAAUAACAGUAUUCUCGGCAUAGCUUCCCUUUUUUCCCUUGUGUCUUUUUGAUAAAAAAAUCGUGAAGGAUGAAAAGGACAGACAUGUUGAACAGAAGUGGCAACACCAAAUCGGUAUCAGCUGCUCAACCGCGGCAAUCUGUGUUUUGCCGAGUGCUGUUUUGAGGUUAUUCUAAAUCAUACAUAAUGCUUACCUGCGUCAACGUGUGAAUCAUUUUUAAAAUCGCUACUAUCAAUGGAACGAAAGUAUGUUGCAAAGUGUUUUGUGCCUAAGUGCCCCCAUUCUUCAGUGUCCUCGCCGGAGAGAAUUUUUUUCAACGUGCCUAGGAACCAAGACAGAAUUACGUGGUAUGCUGCGGUUGGAAAGCAACAAAGGCAGCAGAGUGCCUCCUCCCUGAAAUCACCUCAAUUUUGUUGUGAUGUUCACUUUGAUAUGAAUAAUGAUGUCGAAGGUUGGACUAUGUACCGAAUUUUUAAGGCCUCAAGAGAUCCAAAUCGUCAGUUGCGGCUGAAGAAAGGUGUUUUACCUCACAUUUUUCCAAAGAAUGAAUUGACUGAACCUGUCAAACCCUGCAGUGUAUCACUGAAUGAUCCUCCUGAUGUUGAGAAAUUGACGGCAAAUGCUGGAUGCUCUGUGUUCAAUAGAACCCAGCCUGAGGACCCGAAAGUUUUCAGUUGUGAGAAUGAAUUGACUGAACCUGUCAAACCCUGCAGUGUAUCACUGAAUGAUCCUCCUGAUGUUGAGAAAUUGACGGCCAAUGCUGGAUGCUCUGCGUUCAAUAUAACCCAGCCUGAGGACCCGAAAGUUUUCAGUUUUGAGAAUGAAAUGACUGAACCGGUCACAUUUUGCAGUGAAUCUCAUAAUGACUCUAAUGAUAUCGAUGAACUGAUUGCCACUACUGGAUGCUCUACAACAAACACUUCUUGGCCUGAGGAUCCACAACCCAUCAAUUAUCAAGCUUUAUCCCCCAAACAGUGUUCGAAGGAGACAAGACUUCGAAGAAAAAGGAAGAAAAAGGAAGACCCGAACUUCCUUUAUGAUUUUAAAUCAAGUAGUCCUGUCACCUCAAACGCCCAGUCUCAAACCAGUAGCAAUGAAUUGAGCCAAAGAAAAGAAGAAGAAGAUGAGAGACAAAAAAUUAGAGCUCUUAACAUAAAAUUAAUGGAGAAUAAUUCAAAAUUUUUCUUGGGGGUUAAUCCAAGCGCUUUAAUCAUCAUUGAUCGCCUAUCUGAAUAUACUCAGUGUUCUCGAUUAAAGAUUUUGAUUGCUCUUCGAAAAAUUCGUUGUAACGAAUCUGCAACCAUGUUGGGAUUUAUGUUAGGCUACUCUAAUAGUUACAUUGGAAAAAUUAUUAGAGAGGUCAUUCCAAAAUUAGCUGAUUAUUUGAGAAGUUUGAUUUAUCAGCCAAAUCAAGAUAUAAUUCAAUCAAAUUUGCCAGUUCCUUUCCGAGCAUCAUACAGUGACGUAGCUUAUAUCAUUGAUUGUUUUGAGAUUGAAAUAGAAAAGCCUUCCAACCCAGUUGAUCAGGCUUUAACAUGGUCGGAAUAUUACAAGGCUAAUACUUUAAAGUAUUUUGUAUCAGCAACGCCUGAUGGGUUCAUUAAUUUUAUAUCAGGAGGCUUUGGUGGUAGGAUCUCUGACUUGUUAAUUACAAAAGAAUGUGGCUUCUUACAAAAACUUCUUCCUAGAGUAACCGUGAUGGCAGAUAGGGGUUUCAAAAACGUUGAGACCAUAUUAGAGCAACAGAACUGUAAACUUGUAAGACCUCCAAGUGUAAAAAUGGGUGAACAGCUUUCGGAAGAAGAAGUGAAAGAAGGAAAAAAAAUAGCAAGCCUAAGAAUUCAUAUUGAGCGAGUAAUUGGUAGACUAAGAGAAUAUGAAUUUUUAUCUGCCCACUCUCUUUUUCAUCAUGACCUCGUAAAUUUAGCAGACUCUUGUGUUAUCAUUGCUGCAGCUUUAGCUAAUUUGCAAACCCCGCUCACAAAGACAUAAAUUGUCACAAUUCACAUUUCCAUUUUCAAUCACAAUCACAUUUUCUGUCUGUAUAGACGAGGAAAGAUGUGUUCUAUCCAAAA